This is a messenger RNA of Phasianus colchicus (ring-necked pheasant), 5358 nucleotides long. The record is from RefSeq and is a predicted model, not a curated record. NCBI's taxonomy places the organism in Eukaryota, Metazoa, Chordata, Aves, Galliformes, Phasianidae.
CUCAGCCUGGGCUGCAGGUGCUGCUGGCACUGCCUGCAGCUCUGGCUCAGGGACUGAUCCCUGCAGUGCACACAGCAGAACCAACACGGCCUUUGCCCCCAGAGCACCGCAGCCACAGUGCCGGAUGGGCAGCGUGGAUUUGGGUGUCCCUCCCAAGCAACCCCACCGGUGUGCUUAGGGGAGAUGUGGAUAAAUCAGUGUAGUAGGGGAUUUUUGCAUAGAGAUAUUUCCUGGAAGAGUGAUGGCUUUGCUGGAAAGUGGAGUGAUGAAAUUUGUGCAGCUGUUUGCUGGCACUCAGGGAGAGGCGGGCUGAGAGCACAUCUGGGGCUGGGCAGCGUGCUGCAAUGAGGUGGUAAUGAGGAGUGGUCAGGGGUGCACUGGUGCAGAGCUGUUCUGUGCCACACAGAGCUCUGUGCAUGCAGGGUACGAGCUCAUCUGCCUGGCGGUGCUUUCCUGCUCGCAGUGGGCACUAUUGCGGCUGUUUGUCCCUCUGCAGGGGUGCCUCUUCCAGGUGGAGUUCAACCAUUCUGUCCUUCCUGUGCCCGCCUGGUGCUGUCCUGGAGCAGUGCUAGGAUGGGUGCUGGGACCGUGGGACCUCCUCCCUCCCCAGUGCCCAGCACUGCAGUUUGGCUUUGCACCCAGAGAGCCCCGGCUGUGUGCACAUGGAGCUGACGUGCUGCUCCCAGCCCAGCUGGUGUGCUGGGAAACGGCACUCCUGGCCCAUGAGAGCCACAGGGAAGUGUGAGGGGGAAGUGAAACAUCAGCGUCCCUCCGGCUGCCACUUCUCCCUGGUGUGGUGUUGUGCAGCUGCACCAGCAGCUCUGUGGCUGCUGCGGCCAUGCUCUCUUCUGAGCAGCAAGGCUCGCUCACAGACAAGAGCUUCAAUGUCUGACAAAGUGCAAAGGGUCCUCUGUGCAACACAGGCCUGUAUUUAGUGCAGAGAGCCCAGAGAGCAGCUCUCAUCCCCUUGCUCAGAGUACUGCAGAGGAAGAUCUGUCACUGACCUUCUGAAAGCCUCUGGUUAUUGGUGAUGUUUGGUUGUUUGCUUUUCUCAGACACGUGAGUGCUGGGAGCUGUGUGUGGGCAGCUGCUCCCCGUCACAGUGCUGUGCCAUGGAGGAGCAGAGCUGUCCCCACUGCUGCUCCAGCUCUGCACCGCACACCGCGACCCGUCCUGCCCCGCUGGCUGCAGGGAGCAGAGCCGCUGCCCCAGGUGAUGAAUGGGGUUUGAUAUGUGGGUUUGGAGAAAUCAGCCCUUGGAUAAAGUGUGAUCCAAAUGGACUGAAACAGACGUUCAAGUGAGGAAUAGUAAUUGCUGCGUCGUGCCGCAAAAUGAAGGAAGGGAGCAAAAUCCCAACCGGAUCCGAGCAGCUUUUCCUGCUUCCCAUCUCCUCCCGCCUGCACAAACAGGAGGGACCCGGCCUUCCUCCCCAGGGAGCUCCUGUUGUGUGCAGCUUCCUUCCUGCAGCACGAACGGCACAGCUCUGGGAGCUGAGUUCCUUCCGGGAAGCUGCUGCCCGCUGCAGGCGCCCCGAAGCCCCAGUGCUGCACUUCCCAUCACAGCAUCCACGCUGCUCCGUGCCCAGCCCUGCCCCCACUGCAGCUCUGCUGCAGGGAUGAUGAGAGCCUGAUAUGGGGGGUCUCUGUUCUGAGAAGGAGGGCGAUACACAGCCCACGGUUGCUGCUCUCCAGCCUCAUGGGUGCUCCUAGGACUGCGACAGCAUCUGGCUUAGGGUUUAUCCCUGUUUUACCUCCCCCAUAGGGUUCCUCUUUGUUGCAGCUGUGGAAAUAAUUCCGUUGAGCAGGACGUCCCCCCCACAGGAGGAAGCUGCAGCCUCCUGCUCACCCAGGGCUGCCAUCCCAUUUCUGCCCUGCCUGCCCCGGGGAUGGGCCCUGCUGGGGGCUGUGAUCCCACACAGCAGAACGCCCCAGAAGUCCCCACGCAGUGGCUGCGUGGCUGUGUUCGCCACCAGCAUGCUGCUCCCGCUGCCAGACCGCCUGCUGCUUUAAGCAGCUCUCCCACUUCUCUCUCCCUCUUUCUCUUUUGCUUUGUCUGUGAUCCUCCCUCCGCUGUCUCCCAUCACUGCUUCUCGCAGCCGGGAUCGUCAGAGUGUGGGAUGGCAGCAGGGCUCUGGGUGCUCCCUGCUCCUUCCUUGCUGCAGGGCUGCUCCCGGUGCUUUGCCCCUCGGCAGCGCAGAACCACCGCCUGGGGAGCAGCAGGUGCUGCUGUGUGGGGAAGCACACAGUGAGGAGUAGACCCACGAGGCUGUUCCUUUGCCAGGGACACUCAACAGCAGUGGGAACUGAACAGAGGUGCUUUGGGGCACAGCUGUGCAGUGCUGGCAGUGAUCACUGCUGUCUGUGGCACUGCUCAGCCCCUGCUCUGGGGUUGGGCACUAUUUCCAUUGGAGCGAUUUGCUCAGAGGAUCUUGUGCUGCCAACAAGCCCGUGCAGGCUGUUCUAUCAGCCCGUCCCACUGCACUGCGCUCCUCCCCGCGCAAAUGAGCAUCGCUCUGUGUCAGUUGUGAGCAAUGGUUUGACUUUCUUCCUGGAAGCAGAUGGAAUUAUUAAACAGCAUGAGGAGUCCCGCAGAAGCCUCCAGAGGGCAGCUGGGAUGCUCUGCACGCUGAGUUUCAGCGCUUCCUGCUCUGCAGGCAGCAUUAGCCAUGACCGCAUAGGGUGCAGGGAUGGAUCGUUUCACCGAGUGUGGGACGCAGACGGACGCCGUGGUGGUGCUGUCCCUGGCACAGGCUGCGGUGCUGGGCUUGGUGUCCGACAAUGAGCUGCUGGGAGCCACCGUCAGUCCCGCCGGCUUCUUCCCAGGGCUGGGGGAUGAGGGAGAGCCUGACAUCACGGCGGAGCCCGAGAGCGAGGGAACGGCGCCAGACGGGCAGGAUGACGAGUCCCUGGAGGCAGAGUGCUCCCCGGAGAAGCACGCGCGCAGGAGGAAGCGGCCCCCGGUGAGGCUGCUGCCCAAGGUCAAGCGCGAGGAGGCGGAGGCGGAGGCGUUCGAGGUGGCCGUGCCCGGGGACGACAAGGCCGACCUGCAGCGCGGUGCCCCGCCUGCCCCCCCCGCGGACCCCAUGCCGGAGCCCAGCGGCGCCGUGAAGAUGAUCGACCUCAGCGCCUUCAGCAGGAAGCCCCGGCGCCUGCGGCACCUGCGCCGGCACACGCGCCAGCAGCCCCACAGCCGCGAACCCGACCCGGCGCAAGGCGGCGCAGACACCACGCGGACGCCGUGCGCCUUCGAGGCGGGCGCCGCGUCCCCUGGGGAGCCCGAGGCACCCGCGUCCCCCGAGCGGGUGAAGAGCGAGCAGGGCUUCGCGUGGCAGGAGCCGGGCGAGCUGGAGGCGGAUGCUGUGGGUGGCAACAGCGAGCACAGCAAGAAGGCUCAGCUGGACCGGCUGGACAUCAACGUGCAGAUCGACGACUCGUACCUGGUGGAGGCGGGGGACCGCCAGAAGCGCUGGCAGUGCCGCAUGUGCGAGAAGUCCUACACCUCCAAGUACAACCUGGUGACCCACAUCCUGGGCCACAACGGCAUCAAGCCGCACUCCUGCCCGCACUGCAACAAGCUGUUCAAGCAGCCCAGCCACCUGCAGACCCACCUGCUGACCCACCAAGGCACGCGGCCGCACAAGUGCGAGGUGUGCAGCAAGGCGUUCACGCAGACUAGCCACCUGAAGCGGCACAUGCUGCUGCACACCGACAUCAAGCCCUACAGCUGCCGCUUCUGUGGCCGUGGCUUCGCCUACCCCAGCGAGCUGAAGGCGCACGAGGUGAAGCACGAGAGCGGCCGCUGCCACGUCUGCGUGGAGUGCGGGCUGGACUUCUCCACGCUCACCCAGCUGAAGCGGCACCUGGCCACGCACCAGGGCCCCACGCUGUACCAGUGCCUGGAGUGCAGCAAGUCCUUCCACUACCGCAGCCAGCUGCAGAACCACAUGCUGAAGCACCAGAACGUCCGGCCCUUCGUCUGCACCGAGUGCGGCAUGGAGUUCAGCCAGAUCCACCACCUCAAGCAGCACUCGCUCACACACAAGGGCGUGAAGGAGUUCAAGUGCGAGGUGUGCGGGCGCGAGUUCACGCUGCAGGCCAACAUGAAGCGGCACAUGCUCAUCCACACCAGCGUGCGGCCCUACCAGUGCCACAUCUGCUUCAAGACGUUUGUGCAGAAGCAGACGCUGAAGACCCACAUGAUUGUGCACUCACCGGUGAAGCCAUUCAAGUGCAAGGUCUGUGGGAAGUCCUUCAACCGUAUGUACAACCUGCUGGGCCACAUGCACCUGCACGCGGGCAGCAAGCCCUUCAAGUGCCCCUAUUGCUCCAGCAAGUUCAACCUGAAAGGCAACCUGAGCCGGCACAUGAAGGUCAAGCAUGGCGUGAUGGACAUCAGCCUGGACAGCCAAGAUCCCAUGAUGGACCUGUCUGGGGCUGAGCACACCGAGCUGGACGGGCAGCAGGAGAUGGAAGACUACGAGGAGGAGAACUCGUACGGCUAUGAGGGUGUGGGGAACCCCCCAGACGACGGCGCGCUGGCAGAGCAGGCCAUGAAGGAAAUGGCUUAUUACAACAUGUUGUAGCAAGGAGGGCGGGUGGCCCGGGGUGGGUGGGGGGAUGGCGAAAUGGACCCAGCAUGUAAGAGAACUGCUGCUGGGAUGCAGUGCUGCUGCAGGGGGGUGAGCGGGGGGCAGGCAGGGACAUCCCUAAAGCACGGCUGGGCACAGGGCAGGGAGCCUGGGAGAGCUCCUGCCUUCAUGGGGUCAUUCCUGCCGGGGGCCCGUUCUCCCUAAACCUCUGGAGAAAGAGUGCCCUCCUGCCCGGUGCCCUGCCACCCCCUUGUCCCUCACACCUCAGUGGUGUCCGGACCCUCACCCUCAGCCCCGCGUGAUGUACUUGAAGCUGGCAGGCUGCAUUCCAGCAGACAACGAGCAUCACUCCUGAUCCUACCUCCUGGGUCCCCGCUCAGCUGCGCCGUGCCAUGCAUCAGCCUGGCAUCCCCUGCAUGGAGACCAGCGCUGCACCGCCCCGCGCUCCCCAGCUCCUCACAGCCCAGAGCAGCUCCUGUUGCUCUGGCACCGGCGGUGAGCUGGUACGGGCAGAGCUGGGGCAGGCCACGAGAGGCCACAGGGCACACACACAAAGAGUAUUUUCUUACAAACUAAUUGCAAAGCUCAGCGGAAGCAGCAGCUCUGAGUACAGAGUGGCUUUGGUGAGCAAUGUAUUUAAAGGAAGGCAAACCCUGUUCAACUUGAGCAAAUGAUGGUAUUUUGAAAGUAAUUUAUUUUUUUCAGAUGUGCCACGUGGUUGGAUUUAUCUUUUCUGAGUUCAGUUUCCUUCAACCAAUGUUCUUUGUAAA